Molecule: messenger RNA, 1172 nt
Organism: Leucoraja erinaceus (little skate)
Lineage: Eukaryota; Metazoa; Chordata; Chondrichthyes; Rajiformes; Rajidae
Exons: 4
Coding region: 227-1138 (303 amino acids)
Source: RefSeq, a predicted model, not a curated record
AGAACAACAUGAAUCCAAAGCCGGAGCCACAUUUUUUGCUCGAGCGCCAACGGCCGGCAGACGUUUCCCGCCUCAUCGUGCCGUCGCCAGGGCGCCCCCAGUGGCGGGGCGUUGCGUUUAUUUCCAGAGCGCCCCCCAGUGGCAGGGCAGCAGUCGCCAUGGAGACCGCGGGCCAGGUCAGGGUCGGUCCGUGCUGCUGUUUCCAUGGUGACGCGGCCGGCGGAAAAUGAAGUGGUGGAGGCGCGACUGGGCCUGGAUGUGGGCCGUUGCAGGGAUGCUGGCCACUCCGUGUGUACUAGCCACUCCGUGGUAUACUUCUCAGCCUCCCGCUGCUGCAGCAGAAGGCAAAGAAAAUGAGGAUGGGCAAAAGUGGGAAUACGUCACCCGAGCUUCUGAACAUGUCGAGGAGGGACUGGACACUAGACAAGACCUGUUGAAAGCAAACAGCCACUUUGAACAGAUGCGUAAGACUGCAAAGUUCAGAUUUGUGUUGCCGAACAUCAACAUGAACCAACCAGUCGGCUCGUCGGUGCUGCUGUCUGUUAAUCCCAACAGGUUAAGGAGGAAGGUGGUGUGGAAGUUUCGCAAUCAUGAACGUGAACUGACCAUCCUGGAGCACGUGUCCUAUAGUAACAUGGUGUCCUUCAAUUCAUACUUCAGAUACCGGGCUGAUUAUGAUUUAUUGACUGGUUCACUUUUAGUGACUAAAUUGGAAUUGACAGAUGGUGGCUUAUAUGAAGUAAUUUUGAGUGAACUCACAGACGACAAGACAAUUACAUCCAAAAAUGUCUAUUAUUACUUGAAAGUGCAGGAGCUGCUGAGUACCCCAAGGAUAUAUCAGAAACCUAACUAUAUCAUGGAUAGUGUUCAGCUGAUCUGCUUUAUGCGAGAUAUUCAAAACAUCUACACUGAAUGGGCGAAAGACGGUGUGUCGUUGGUGAACAAUUCCCAUUUCGAAGUGAGCAAUGAUGGCAGUAUGCUGCUCAUUAAAGAGCUGAGAGUGUCGGACUGUGGCUCGUACAUGUGCCGAGUGCACAAUGACGUCAGCGCCAAUUUUGCUUCACUCUUUCUCAGUGCCGACGGUAAGAUCUCAUUGAGAAUGUGGAAUAACUCAGGAUCCAGUUAUUUUGGAUUCUAAGUUGUUUAUUAAGAAAGCCCACAUAGCUCAAAUA